Volvox carteri f. nagariensis is the source of this 927-nucleotide messenger RNA. RefSeq lists its product as uncharacterized. Gene Ontology annotation, cellular component: cytoplasm. Gene Ontology annotation, molecular function: nucleic acid binding; ATP binding. Bases 1 to 927 code for a protein of 308 amino acids. The transcript has 6 exons. The record is from RefSeq and is a predicted model, not a curated record. NCBI's taxonomy places the organism in Eukaryota, Viridiplantae, Chlorophyta, Chlorophyceae, Chlamydomonadales, Volvocaceae.
AUGCUCUGUACCUUCACACUUCCGUCUGUCCGUCUGUCUGUCUACCUGUACAUACACUCGCAGCCCUUGCCACUAGGCAUCAGCCUUGUGCGCUUCCAACUCCGCUACAUGGGUGACCGGCUGGAGCGUUCGUCCAUCGGGAGGCCAGACCCCCGGGUCGGUUUCAUCCCCGACGCCUGGCAGCGCCGCCUGCUGGACAUCGUGGACUCCGGCAGUUCUGCGGUGGUGUGUGCCCCCACCUCCAGCGGCAAGACCUUCAUCAGCUCAUAUGCCGUUCGCAAAGUGCUGGACGAGCAUGGCGGUCGUGGCCGGGUGGUCAUCGUUGUUCCUACGAAAGUCCUGGUGCUGCAAAUCCAGGCGCAGAUUGCCAAGGACUUCCACGAUGUGCGCAACUUGCCUGAUGGUAUGGCGGUCCAAGGAACCUUCACGCGAGACUUCAGGCAAAACUCCUUCAACUGUGUAGUGCUGGUGACGGUGCCUCAGUGCCUGGAAAUACUGCUCAUGUCGCCCGCCAACCGCGACUGGGCCGCUUCACUCAAGUUCCUUGUCUUCGAUGAGGUCCAGUGCUUAGGUGAACCAAGUGGGGGCGAGUUCUGGGAGCGGUCGCUGCUGGCGACAAGGUGUCCCUUCUUGGCGCUCUCCGCCACCAUCGGCAACCCCGAGCUGUUUACAGAGUGGCUGCGGCGAGUAAAGCAGGUUCAGCGCCGACAUGACGAAGCGGCACAGCCAGGACCUAGCGUCGCAAAGGCAGCUUCGAGCAGCCGGGGGCUGGCGGCUUUACAGCAGCAGCAGCAGCAACGGCGGCUUGCAGCAUCGUACGACGUGCACUUGGUCGUACACAAGGAGAGGUGUGCUCGGGAUGCAACGUGCAACAUGAAUGAUUGGAGGGGUUCCGACGGUUUGGUAGCAACAGUGUAUUAUGUAUAA